This is a messenger RNA of Fragaria vesca subsp. vesca, 1874 nucleotides long. RefSeq names its product asparagine synthetase domain-containing protein 1-like. Lineage: Eukaryota; Viridiplantae; Streptophyta; Magnoliopsida; Rosales; Rosaceae. The record is from RefSeq and is a predicted model, not a curated record. The transcript is spliced from 14 exons. Gene Ontology annotation, molecular function: asparagine synthase (glutamine-hydrolyzing) activity. The coding region runs from base 18 to 1874 and encodes 618 amino acids.
UCGCACUCUUGGGAGAGAUGUGCGGAAUCGCUCUGAUCAUCUACGGCGUUCGCUUCGACGUAUCGUCUCUGCUUCUCGGCACCACACUUCCGGUCACCAACUCCGACCAACUACAGUUCACUACCGCCGACCUCGCCGCCGCUCUGCGACGGCGGGGCCCAGAUAGCCUCGGCACCAAGAAGCUUCUUCUUCAUUCGUCAGGCUCCAAAGUCGCGUCCUUUAUUGAUGGAGGAGAGGAGGAGUUACCUUGUAUGGACUUUUUUGGCGCCACUUUGCAGCUCAGGGGAGUAAACCCAGUAGCUCAGCCAUUGGUGGAUUUGAAUAAGAAUGUUAUGGUUUAUAAUGGUGAAAUCUUUGGGGGAAUUGAGAUUGGUGGUGAGGAAAAUGAUGGUGAAGUUCUUAUGAGGUCGCUGGGAGAGUGUGGAGGUUCUGUGCCGAAUGUUGUUUCUAGGAUCAAGGGACCUUGGGCUCUCAUCUAUUGGCAGGAAAGUACCAGAACAUUAUGGUUUGGGAGAGAUGCAUUUGGUCGCCGGAGUCUGCUUGUUCACUGGCCGACAGUGGAGGACUCCCGGUUUUUGUUAUCGUCGGUAUCGCCUGUUGCUUCAAAUGAGCGUUCUUCUGCUGAAAAUGGAACUACCAAGCGUGAUUUUUGGGAAGAGCUCCCGUGUGGAAUAUACAGUGUAACCAUAGAUGCUCCUGAUUGUGAUGGGUUUUUGGUUGGUGAAGUGAAAAAGCAUGAAUGGACUAAUGCCAUGCUAGAAGAACUGAUAAAAUGGGAGAGAACAUCUAUUGAACCCAAACCUGAAGAGUUGCAUAUUUCACAUUGCGAGACUGUAAGAGGGCAACCUGAAGAGUUACUUGCUUCAGAUGUAAUGCCAAUGCCAUCUAAAUCAGGCAAUAUACAAGCUUCAAUAUCAGUGCCAGCAGAGACUGUGCUGAUUGCUUUAAGGGAGUCAGUUUUGUGGCGAUCUUCACUGCACAGAAUUUUUCAGGCAGGUAUGGAUGAUGUGGAAAAGAAUCUUGUACCGGUGGCAGUUCUUUUUUCUGGUGGAUUGGAUUCUAUGAUAAUUGCAGCAUUGUUGCAUGAGUGCCUAGAUCCAAGCUAUGAGAUUGAUCUACUUAAUGUGAGCUUUGAUGGUCAGUCUGCGCCAGAUAGGAUCUCUGCCAAGGCAGGAGUAAGCGAACUGAGAAGAAUUGCACCUUUAAGAAAGUGGAAGCUUGUGGAAAUUGAUGCUGAUUUAUCAAAUUUGACCUUUGAAUCAAAGCGUGUAUUGUCUCUCAUAAACCCUGCCAACACCUAUAUGGACCUAAAUAUAGGAAUUGCUUUAUGGCUGGCAGCUGGUGGUGAUGGAUGGGUGUAUGAGGAAAAUAGCAAAUAUAAUGAUGAGAAUUGUCGAGGUGUUAGAUACAAGUCAAAUGCUAGGAUUGUCCUUGUUGGUUCAGGUGCAGAUGAGCAAUGUGCUGGCUAUGGUAGGCACAGAACAAAAUAUAGAAGUGGCAGUUGGCUGCGGCUGCAUGAGGAAAUGAAACUGGAUAUGCAAAGAAUAUGGAAAAGAAACCUUGGUAGAGAUGAUAGAUGCAUUGCUGACACUGGCAAGGAGGCAAGGUUUCCUUUCUUGGAUGAAGAUGUUAUACGAACUUUAUUGGGGAUUCCUCUCUGGGAGAUUACCAACCUUGAUCAACCAAGUGGAAUAGGAGAUAAGAAGAUUCUGAGAGAGGUUGCGGAAUUGCUUGGUUUACAUGAAGCUGCUACUCUGCCUAAACGAGCUAUCCAGUUUGGUACUAGAAUUGCAAGGGAAUCCAAUAGAAAGAAUUUCGGAAGUAACCGUGCAGCAAAUCAGGCAUCUGCGGGAAGUGCAGUGAUUCACAAGUAG